GCCCACUUUAGCAAGUGCAGUCUGUAUCGGUAGCAGGGUCCGCCCCCUGUCUCUGCAGAUAAAGGUUCGCAGUCUGCUAUCCCAGGCAUGGAUGACGGUUGUAGUGAGACAUGGCAGUGCGACAUUACACUCUCGACUUCAACGUCUCUACAGCAGUUGACCCUACCUCGACGGUGUCUGGUCUGCUGUCUAUAUUUCAUGAACAGGAACUGACAGAGACUAUUCAUGAUACAGCCGGGCAUGGUUACCUUGCUACCUUUGUGGGCAAGAAUGGCAGGUUUGUUGUCCUGCGCGUGCACUCCCACGGGCUGGUCACAGUUGAUUUGCAGUGUUACGAAGAAGAUGACAUUGCACAGCUAGACAAUCUUUUGAAUGCACUGGAAAAUAAGCUAAAAGUUCUCUUAAACGGCAAUAUUACAAGGAUUAAAAAGCUUCCAGCCCUUUUGCGAGGAGCAAAAGUUGACCGCUACUGGCCCACAGCCGAUGGCAGACUAAUUGAGUAUGACAUUGACAAGGUGGUGUACGAAGAGGAUUCUGAAUACCAAAACAUAAAGAUUUUGCACUCACAGCAGUAUGGGAAUAUUCUAGUUCUGGAUGGAGACGUUAACCUUGCAGAAAGUGACUCUGCCUACACCCGGGCCAUCACAGGCAGUGGAAAAGAGAACUAUGCUGGAAAAGAAGUGCUAAUUUUAGGAGGAGGUGAUGGAGGAAUUCUUGCUGAGUUGGUCAAACAAAAGCCAAAGAUGAUCACCAUGGUGGAGAUUGACCAGAAGGUGAUAGAUGGGUGCAAAAAAUACAUGAGGAAGACUUGUGGUGAUAUCCUGGACAACCUGAAGGGAGACUGUUACCAAAUAUUAAUUCAGGACUGCGUUCCCUUGCUGAAGAAGUAUGUCCAAGAAGGAAGGACAUUUGAUUAUGUUAUUAAUGACCUCACUGCAAUCCCAAUAUCCACCUCGCCAGAAGAAGACUCUACAUGGGAGUUCCUGCGUCUCAUCUUAGAUCUAUCUAUACAAGUGCUGCAUCCCAGUGGGAAGUAUUUCACACAGGGCAACAGCGCAAAUCUGACCGAGGCACUGAAUCUGUUUGAGGAACGGCUGGGAAGGCUCUCGUGUCCAGUGGACUUCCGCAAAGAGGUGGUGUGUGUUCCAUCCUACCUGGAGCAAUGGGUUUUUUACACCGCUUGGAAAAAGUAAACAAGUUAUCUCCUGAGAUUCUCAGCAGCUGGAACGUGAAGGCUCCUAAUUUCUCCUGUACCCCUCAGUUGUAUGCAAAUUGAAUGCAGCCUGAAAAUUGGAGGCCACACAAAAUUCAGUUUAGUUUUAAAUGUUUUAAAAUGUCUGAAUUGUUCACCUGCCUCUGUGUACAUUAUUGGUGAGCUGCAGCUGACUGUUUAACACGAGUAAUUUAAUUUGCCGUUUUCAGUUAACAAACACUGACUGCAAAACACUCCAGCUUAAACCAGUCAUGUUGGUGUGGAUAAGUUAUGAGAAUAUAUAUGUACAGGUUUCUUUUUCUUUUUUUUUUUUCUUUUUUUUUUUCUAUAGGUAACUGAGUUCAGAGUUCACCUCGAGGCAUAAUUGGAGUUUUAUCAUCCCCAUUCUUUUAAUUUUACAACUUGUCAGUUGUAUUGUCUGUUACUUGAGUUUUUUUUGAAUGUCCACUUGCAUGUGCUCUGAAGGAACUGUUGGAACACUGAUUUUUAUACACUGAUAAUGUGGAUUAACUCAUUUUCCCAUAGGUAUGUACUCAUUUUCUGUAAUCUUGAGUUACGAAGUUGAAUGAACGUGCCUCUGCAUGAGCCAGUGCACAGGUGCAGCAUACCCAAAGUGUCACUUUUAUGCUUCAUUUUUGUUGCUGCCUUUAAAAUGUGAUUUCUUUCAGGUUGUAUUAAGGUGGUCAUGCCCAGUGGGACUGAGGGGCUUAAAUCAAAGUGUUUUAAAAGGGAAACGAUUCCUCCAAAUUUACUGCCACCUCUGCUUGUGCUGUUUUGUCAUGUUUUAUCGGCACCUUUUUGUUUUUUCCUGAUAUAAAGUUUUUGUUAAGACUGUAUUAGGUGCACGUAAAGGACGGUGAAUGUAGCUUGCAUAUACAGUACAAUGCACAUUUGAUCUACCCUGUGGGACAUUUAUUUAUUCGUUAUUUCACCAAAUGCUGUCCUUUCCUGCUUGAGAUGAUUUUGACCAUCAUCGAUUAAACUGUUUUUUGGGGGGAAACGUA
Messenger RNA from Oreochromis niloticus (Nile tilapia), 2217 nucleotides. It is a transcript of the gene sms, whose product is annotated as spermine synthase. Lineage: Eukaryota; Metazoa; Chordata; Actinopteri; Cichliformes; Cichlidae. Gene Ontology annotation, molecular function: spermine synthase activity. Bases 111 to 1193 code for a protein of 360 amino acids. Gene Ontology annotation, biological process: spermine biosynthetic process. The record is from RefSeq and is a predicted model, not a curated record. The transcript has 11 exons.